ACACACACACACAGUGCUCGGAGGGUCGAGUGGUGAACGUCACAAGCCAGUGGCAGCGCUGGAGCCGAGCGGAAACCCCUCCCGAAUCCCAACUCAACUCCUCCAACCCCAGUCAAAGAAAAGAGGAAUACCGAGGAAUCAGGAAACACCGACAAUUACCACAAUACUCCAUUACACAGCAGUAACGAUGCAGACCUGAGUAACGCACACUGUUGAGCGAGAGAGACCGCGUGCCUUGCGAGCGAGAUGGGGUUCGGCCGGGACCUGCGCAACUCCCACGAGGGUCUGAUGAAGUUGCAGGACUGGGAGCUGAAGCUGCUGGAGACAGUGAAGCGCUUCAUGACCCUGCGGGUGAAGAGCGAUAAGGAAUAUGCAUCGCUCCUGCUCAACAUCAGCCAGCAAGUGGACAAGCAUGACAGCUCCUCUCAGAUCCAAUACGUCAGUACUGUCUCCAAGUCAUGGACUCACAUGGUGCAGCAGACAGAGCAGUUGAGCAAGAUCAUGAAGUGUCACGCUGAGGAGCUCAACUCAGGGCCUCUCCACCGCCUCACAAUGAUGAUCAAAGACAAGCAGCAGGUGAAGAAGAGUUACCAAAGCCUCCACCAGCAGAUCGAGUCUGAGAUGCACAGGGUAACCAAAAGCGAUCUUGAGAAGUUAAAAUGCACCUACAGGCAGUUAACUAAGGAUGCUGUUUUAGCAAGAGACAAAUACAAGGAAGCUGUUGUAAAAGGCAAAGAGACUGAGAAAGCCCGUGAGCGUUAUGACAAAGCUACCAUGAAGUUACAUAACCUGCACAACCAGUAUGUGCUAGCAGUGAAAAGUGCACAGCUACAUCAGGAGCACUAUCAUGAGACUGCACUGCCUCUGCUGCUGGACUCCCUGCAGAAGAUGCAGGAGGAGAUGAUCAAUGCACUUAAGGGGAUUCUUGAGGAGUACAGUGAAAUCACCAGCCUGUUAACAGAUGAAAUAGUGAAGGUCCACAAAGAAAUACAUACUUCCAUUGACCAAAUCGAUCCGCUGUCAGAGUAUGACAACUUCAUCGAAAUUUAUAAAUUGCCAGAAGCCAAAGAACCAAAUGUAGAAUUUGACGCAACGCUAUUAGAAGAAACGGAGAAUCUUCAAGCAAAUGAGAUUCUGUGGAAUAAUUUGACAGCGGACAAUUUGCAAGCAAUGCUGAAGACCACCUCAGAGGAUCUGGUUCAAACCCAGCAGAGUCUCCACAGCAAAGAGGACCUCAUGCUGGACCUGGAGAACAAAAUAGAGGAAUCUACCAAAGCAUAUGAGAAGAAAUCAGACGUGGUGAUGUUACUCAGUCAGAAGCAGGCUCUGGAGGAGUUGAGACAGACGGUCCAGCAGCUGCGCUGUUCAGAGGCCAAUAAAAUGGCACAGAGAGAACUACUAGAACAGAAGAUGCAAGAGAAUGAGGGCAAAGAACCACCUCCUGUCGUCAACUACGAAGAGGAUGCCCGCUCUGUCAACUCAAUGGAUAAAAGCAAAGACAAGGUAUCAAAGUUUGAAACCCUCAGACACUCCAUCGCUGGAAUCAUCCGCACACCAAAGUCUGUACUGGGCACUUCAUCAUUUUUUGAUGUGAUACCCACUAGUGAAAAACCAUUGGGCGAGCAAGAGUGGUAUCACGGCGCCAUUCCCAGGACAGAGGCCCAGGAGCUGCUGAAGCAGCAGGGAGACUUCCUGGUGCGCGAGAGCCACGGCAAACCUGGAGAAUAUGUGCUGUCUGUAUUCUCAGAUGGACAGCGCAGACAUUUCAUCAUUCAGUUUGCUGAUAACCAGUACAGAUUUGAAGGCACUGGCUACCCCACCAUCCCACAGCUCAUAGAGCACCAUUACACAAGUAAACAAGUCAUCACCAAGAAAUCUGGGGUCGUGCUCCUCAACCCUGUCAUAAAGGAUAAGAAAUGGAUUCUCAAUCAUGAGGACGUCACUCUUGGAGAGCUCCUUGGAAAAGGAAAUUUUGGUGAGGUUUUUAGAGGAACACUGCGAGAUAAAACACUGGUGGCCGUGAAAACUUGUAAGGAAGAUCUUCCACAAGACCUGAAGAUAAAGUUCCUCUCAGAAGCCAGGAUCCUGAAGCAGUAUGAUCACCCCAACAUUGUGAAGUUAAUAGGCGUCUGUACCCAACGGCAGCCCAUUUACAUAGUGAUGGAGCUCGUGCCAGGCGGGGACUUUUUAUCAUUUUUAAGAAAGAAAAAAGAGGACCUCAAGACAAAGCAACUGGUCAAGUUCGCUUUAGACGCUGCUGCUGGAAUGGCAUACCUGGAGCUGAAGAACUGUAUACACAGAGAUCUGGCUGCUCGCAACUGCCUCGUGGGAGAGAACAAUGUGCUGAAGAUCAGCGAUUUUGGGAUGUCCCGCCAGGAGGACAAUGGCAUCUACUCCUCAUCAGGACUGAAACAGAUCCCUAUCAAGUGGACUGCACCAGAAGCACUGAACUAUGGGAGAUACAGCUCGGAGAGUGACGUGUGGAGUUAUGGGAUCCUCCUGUGGGAAACCUUCAGUCUCGGAGUGUGUCCUUACCCCGGCAUGACCAACCAGCAGGCUCGAGAACAGGUCGAAAAAGGCUACAGAAUGUCCUGCCCGCAGAAGUGUCCAGAUGAGGUGUACAGGAUCAUGCAGAGAUGUUGGGAUUACAAGCCUGAGAAUCGACCCAAAUUUGUCGACAUUCAGAAAGAACUGGCCGCUGUCAAGAAAAAAUAGCCUUUAAUGAGGAAAUGGCUGGAAGGCCAUCCAGGUGAUCCCUAAUCUGCAGAGAGAAACACACUGAAUGUUUCACCCUCCAAAUUACAUGCUAUUAUUGAACUAAAAGAGUACUCCGUCACAUAAUCACUGUGUGAACUGCCUAUGCACCAGCUGUUUUGAGCCAUUAGCAUGGAGAGAGGUCUCAGCUUUUCUCUGAUGUCAAAAUUACGCAGAUUUUCCCUUUUUUUUUUUUGGAAAGAGUUAAGCUAUGACAGACAACAACGUAAGAUGUAUUAUGUGCAUUCAGUAUGCCAUUGAGUAUACCUGUGUACGCACCAGUGAAAAAGGGGAGUGGUUUACCCGAAAAUGAAAUCCUGCCACAAUUUGCUCACCCUUAUGUUGAUGCAAACCUGCAUAUCUUUUCUUUCUUCUGUUGAACACAAGAACAUUUUGAAAAAGUGUUUUUGGUCUAAUCAGGGUUAGUUGGGUCCAAUGUUGUUCUGUACUCAAUUCACUUUUAGUAUAUGGACAAAACAGUUGAAACAUUAUUCAAAAUAUCAUCUUUUGUGUUCCACAGAGGAAAGAAAAAAAAUCAGGUUUGGAACGAGAUGAGGGGUGAAUUAAUGACAGGAUUUCAUUUUCAGGGAACUAUCCCUUUACAACAUGGAGAUGAAUGUGUGAAGAUGGACUGUUUGUCCACCCAUUAACACAAUACUGCUCUUUUUAAAGUCUGAUGGUUUGGGGAGUUUUA
Messenger RNA from Carassius carassius (crucian carp), 3448 nucleotides. RefSeq names its product tyrosine-protein kinase Fer-like. The transcript has 19 exons. Gene Ontology annotation, molecular function: non-membrane spanning protein tyrosine kinase activity; ATP binding. Lineage: Eukaryota; Metazoa; Chordata; Actinopteri; Cypriniformes; Cyprinidae. Gene Ontology annotation, biological process: Fc-epsilon receptor signaling pathway; cell adhesion; regulation of mast cell degranulation. The record is from RefSeq and is a predicted model, not a curated record. Bases 247 to 2715 code for a protein of 822 amino acids.